CUUUGUUAGAACUUAGAAAUGGCUUUCUUGAACCGGCUGCUGAUGCUAAUAUUAGAGUAGAUAUGUAUAUGUCUAUAAGUUUAAGGAUCUCUUUGUAAAUACUAGAACCCUAGUCUCCCUCUCCUAGUAUAUAUGUCUGUAACUUCUCUACCAUUUGAUAUAUUGAAGAUACUCAUUCCUUAUAUGAACUUGCAGUUCUUGGUAAACCACUUGAUCAUGAAGAUCAAAUUGAGAAGAUCCUUGAAGGUCUCCCCGAUGAUUACAAACCGGUCAUUGACCAGAUUGAGAGCAAAGAUGUCUCUCCCACGAUCACCGAUGUGCAUGAGCGUCUCCGCAACCGAGAAGCUCGCCUCCUUGCCGCUGCUGCUGCUCAACCAACUCCGUUUCCUGCAUCUGCCAACAUGGUUCAACAUCGACAAUCUCGCAACGACAACAACAACAACAACAACAACAACAACCACAACAACAACAGAAACCCCAACCGGUCUUCCUCGUCUCAGCAGCGCCCAAACUAUGGUAACUGGUCGAACAACUCUUUCUCCCCUAACAACACUCGCUCCAAGCCAUACCUUGGUAAGUGUCAAAUCUGCAACACUCAAGGUCACAGUGCUCGUCGCUGUCCUCAGCUCAACUCGUUUCAAUCUUCUCCGCAACGCAACACUAGCCCAUUCACUCCAUGGCAACCUCGUGCUUACAUGGCGGUUCUCGAUAGCGGAGCAACGCAUCACAUAACUUCCGACCUCAACAGCCUCUCUUUACACCAACCGUAUAAUGGUGGUGAUGAUCUUGUCAUUGCCGAUGGCUCCACUAUGCCCAUCUCCCAUAUCGGUGAAGGAUCUCAGUACGGGGGUUCCAUUACUCCAAGGUCGGACGUCUGAUGAGUUGUAUGUGUGGCCAGUGAAGAAUCCAACUGCUGUUGCAAUGCUGUCCUCUGCUGGCCCGAAACCAAAUCUCCCCUCAUGGCACUCUCGCUUAGGCCAUCCAUCUCCUCCUAUUCUUAAUAAUGUUGUUUCAAAAUUCUCUCUUCCUGUUGCUUCUUCUACUCAAACACCUAUGUCUUGUUCUAAUUGUCUCAGUAAUAAAACUCACAAACUACCUUUUUCUCAAACUACAAUAACCUCCACUCGCCCACUUGAAUACAUAUAUUCCGAUGUUUGGACCUCUCCCGUACUCUCUCAUGACAAUUACAAAUAUUAUUUGGUUCUUGUAGACCACUUCACCAGAUACACUUGGUUGUACCCACUUAAACGGAAAUCUGAUGUCCACAAUAUCUUCACCGCUUACAAAGCCCUUGUUGAAAACCGCUUCCAAACCCGCAUUGGUACCCUCUUUACAGACAAUGGGGGCGAGUUUGUGGCCUUAUGACGGUUUCUCUCGUCUCACGGUAUCU
This is a messenger RNA of Camelina sativa (false flax), 1390 nucleotides long. The record is from RefSeq and is a predicted model, not a curated record. NCBI's taxonomy places the organism in Eukaryota, Viridiplantae, Streptophyta, Magnoliopsida, Brassicales, Brassicaceae.